GCAUGGCGUGGAAUCAAUUCAAGAAGCGGAUGCAGGAUGUUGUGAUCAUCCUGGGGGGCGGAGGCCUUCUGUUUGCCUCCUACCUGACCUCCACAGGGGAUGAGCACUUCUAUGCUGAACACUUGAUGCCAACUCUGCAGAGACUGCUGGACCCCGAGUCUGCCCACAGGCUGGCUGUUCGCUUUACCUCGCUGGGGCUCCUUCCUCGUGCUACAUUUCAAGAUUCUGACAUGCUGGCAGUGAAGGUGCUGGGCCACAAAUUCCGAAAUCCAGUAGGAAUUGCGGCAGGAUUUGAUAAGCAUGGGGAAGCUGUGGAUGGCCUUUACAAGAUGGGGUUUGGCUUUGUUGAGAUAGGAAGUGUUACCCCAAAACCCCAGGAGGGAAACCCCAGGCCCAGAGUCUUCCGUCUUCCUGAGGACCAAGCCAUCAUUAACAGAUACGGUUUUAACAGCCAUGGACUCUCAGUGGUGGAGCACAGACUACGGGCCAGGCAGCAGAAGCAGGCCAACCUGUCACAAGAUGGGCUGCUCCUGGGAAUAAACCUGGGGAAGAAUAAGACCUCAGCAGAUGCUUCUGCGGACUAUGCAGAGGGAGUGCGAGUUCUGGGCCCCUUGGCUGACUACCUGGUCAUCAAUGUGUCCAGUCCAAACACUGCAGGGCUGCGGAGCCUCCAGGGAAAGGCUGAGCUGCGCCACCUGCUGACCAAGGUGCUGCAGGAGAGGAACGCCUUGACGGACAAGCACAAGCCGGCUGUGCUAGUGAAGAUCGCUCCCGACCUCACGGCCCAGGACAAGAAGGACAUUGCUGGGGUGGUGAGAGAGCUGGGUAUUGAUGGAUUGAUUGUCACAAACACUACAGUGAGUCGCCCCACCAGCCUGCAGGGUGCUCUGCGCUCAGAAACAGGAGGACUGAGCGGGAAGCCCCUCCGGGACCUGUCAACUCAGACCAUUCGGGAGAUGUACGCACUCACCCAAGGCAGAGUCCCCAUCAUCGGAGUUGGAGGUGUGAGCAGUGGGCAGGAUGCGCUGGAGAAGAUCCGGGCAGGGGCCUCCCUGGUGCAGCUGUACACAGCCCUCACCUACCAGGGUCCGCCUGUGGUGGGCAGGGUCAAGCGGGAGCUGCAGGCCCUUCUGAAGGAGCAGGGCUUCAGCAGUAUCACAGAGGCCAUUGGGGCAGAUCAUCGGAGGUGA
Messenger RNA from Elephantulus edwardii (Cape elephant shrew), 1190 nucleotides. RefSeq names its product dihydroorotate dehydrogenase (quinone) (gene DHODH). The coding region runs from base 3 to 1190 and encodes 395 amino acids. The record is from RefSeq and is a predicted model, not a curated record. The transcript has 9 exons. Gene Ontology annotation, cellular component: cytoplasm; mitochondrial inner membrane. NCBI's taxonomy places the organism in Eukaryota, Metazoa, Chordata, Mammalia, Macroscelidea, Macroscelididae. Gene Ontology annotation, molecular function: dihydroorotate dehydrogenase activity. Gene Ontology annotation, biological process: 'de novo' pyrimidine nucleobase biosynthetic process; pyrimidine ribonucleotide biosynthetic process.